This is a messenger RNA of Trichophyton rubrum CBS 118892, 711 nucleotides long. RefSeq lists its product as uncharacterized. The record is from RefSeq and is a predicted model, not a curated record. Lineage: Eukaryota; Fungi; Ascomycota; Eurotiomycetes; Onygenales; Arthrodermataceae. The coding region runs from base 1 to 711 and encodes 236 amino acids. The transcript has 3 exons.
AUGCAUCAAAAACCGAACGGAAUUCCCCAGAAGAAGGCUAAAUAUUUCGGUGAAAGCUCGCCUCAUGAUCUUAGGGACCUGGAGCGAAAUGCAGCAAAGGCAACGCAAUGCCAGCUAGCCAAGGCUGCCUCCUUCCUUGAGCAAGCGUUUACUGGCGUGAAGACUGCUUGGUUUGGGGGAUGGGCUCUAAAUCUUCGUGGAUCACUUCGGGAGACACACGAUCUUAGUCUCCUUAUUCUUGCCAAAGACACACCCGAGAUAAGGUCUAUCCUAGAACAAUACAAAUGGGCAUUACUAUCAUUUCACCUCGUCCCCAGCACUGUUCAAGAGAGACUCUUUGUUGAUAUUGGAGAGGAGGGUCAGGUUGUUGGUGCAAAUAUCACCCUUUCAGGCGAAUUAGGUACACCAAAGCUCGACGAAGCAGAAUCUUACGAGCUUAUAACCCCAGCAUUCCCUACACCGCAAGGUAGUCGGGUCAAAGUCAUCCAUAUCACAUGGCAAGUUGAGACAAAACUCACCGCAUGGUUUUCGAACAGAAAACUCUCCGAUCUUUUAGAUCUGCAGUUCUUGCUAGACACCUAUAAGAACGAAAUUUCCAGGUGGAGUCAAUUUCUAGACAAGGACAUGCGAGAGACCUUCUAUGCAGUCUAUAUAGCUGCAGUGGAGGACGAGGAAAAGUGCAAAGUAGCAAAGGAGACCCUCUCUCUGUAA